ACAAAAAUCACAUCCCAGCACCGAGGUACAGAAGAUAAAGACAGUUUGCCAGUUCUGACCUGAAGCUUUAACUCUGUCUCUCUCUCUCUCUCCACGGAACCUGCUGAGUUUCCUAUAGUGCAUGUUUGGUUUCCUUCGGAAAAUUUCAGGUCGAGAGCUUUGUUGGAGGUUUGCUUCAGGAGGAUGUUCUCGCUGCUGGUUGUGGUCCUUCUGGCAGCAGCUGGCAGCAAAGCCAGCCAGCCCCGAGCCCUCUGGCAGUUCUACCAUGUGAUUCUGUGCAGCACUCCAGGCAGUCACCCCUUGCUGGAUUUCAGUAACUAUGGCUGCUACUGCGGAUUUGGGGGAUCUGGGACCCCCGUGGAUGAUCUGGACAAGUGCUGUCAAAUCCACGAUAACUGUUACAGUGAGGCCUUGAAGCUAAAGGAGUGCAGGCCAAUUUUUGACAAUCCUUACACCAUCAUCUACAGUUAUACCUGUUCUGAGAACACUGUCACGUGCAUCAACAAAAAUAGCCCUUGUAAGAUGUUUGUCUGUGAAUGUGACCGUAAGGCAGCCAUCUGCUUCUCAAAGGCAAAAUACAAUCGUCAGCAUAAGAACCUGGACCAGUCUCACUACUGUAAAUAGGAAAUGAAUGUUGUUAACCAGGUGUUACUUUGAAAUAUGAAAUAUAUUUUCAUUCUAUAUAGUGUCCUAUUUCGAAACUGUAAGUAUCUUUGAUUUUCAUAUUCAACCUGUUUUCUACAAAUUGCAGUCACAUUUAAAUCCAAAAAUCUAUGUUCUGUGCUCAUAGUCUUUGACCAAUGUCACAUUUACAUCGGGCAUUAUCUGUGCCUUUAGCAUUCUGAAGACCUGGACCAUGUAGAAUCACGACAGUGUGGAAGCAGGCUAAUCAACCCAUCAAGUCAUACUGACCCUCUGAAGAGUGUUCCAACCAGACCCACCCCAUCCUGAUAACCCUGUACUUCCCAUUGGCUAAUCCGUGUAGCCUCUACAUCCUUGGACACUCUACCAUGGCCAAUCCAUCAAACCUGCACAUCUUUGGACUGUGGGAACAAACCAGAGUCCCCAGAUGCAGACACGAAGAGAAUGUGCAACUCCACACAGACAGUCACCUGAGGGUGGAAUCGAACCCAGGUCCCUGGCGCUGUGAGGCAGCAGUGCUAACCACUGAGCCACCGUGCUACUCGAUGUGUCCUUCAAUCUUCUUUUCAAUGAAAGCAAGUUCAGCUCGUGAAGCCCUCACAAUUUUAGAAAUCUAAAUCUGGGAUCGUACAUGUCAAUUUCCUUCAAAUCCUUUUCAAAACCUUCACUUGCCAUCAUUUAGUGCUUUUAUUUUGACAAGCCUGUUUAAAUCUUGCUGAUCAGCGCAACAUAAGUUCAUAAGAAAUAGGGCCAGAAUUAGGCCAUUCAGUCCAUUGAAGUCUGCUGCACCAUUCAACCAUGGCUGAAAUGCUCCUCACCCCCAUUUUCCUGCCUUCUCCCCAUAACCCUUCAAUCCAUUACCAAUUAUAAAUCUGUCUAACUCCUCCUUAAAUGUGUUCACUGUCUCAGCAUCCACCACACUUUGGGGGAGCGAAUUCCACAGAUUCACAACCCUUUGGGAGACGUAGUUUCUCCUCAACUCUGUUUUAAACUUGCUGGCCCUUAUGCUAAGAUAUGACUGCUCAUCCCAGAAUGCCUCACAUCAGGAAGCGUCUGCUCCACGCCUAUUUUAUAAUUACCUUUUAUCAUCUUGAAUAUCUCAAUUUGAUCUCCCCACAUUAUUCUAAAUUCCAGAGAAAAUUGGCGUAAACUGUUCAAUCUCUCUUCAUAAGACAAAUUCCUCAUCUCUGGGAUCAAUCUAGUGAACCUCCUCUGAACUGCUUCCUAUGCCACUACAUCUUUCCUCAAGUAAGGACGAAAGCUGAGCACGAUACUCCAGGUGCGACCCCCCGCCCCCCCAU
This is a messenger RNA of Stegostoma tigrinum, 1943 nucleotides long. RefSeq names its product phospholipase A2, group IB (pancreas) (gene pla2g1b). The record is from RefSeq and is a predicted model, not a curated record. Bases 184 to 624 code for a protein of 146 amino acids. Gene Ontology annotation, biological process: phospholipid metabolic process; arachidonate secretion; lipid catabolic process. Gene Ontology annotation, molecular function: calcium ion binding; phospholipid binding. NCBI's taxonomy places the organism in Eukaryota, Metazoa, Chordata, Chondrichthyes, Orectolobiformes, Stegostomatidae. The transcript is spliced from 4 exons.